AUGGAAUAUGAGCGCAGAGCAGCGGUAAUAGCUUCUUUGCUCGUCGGGAAGAAGCCUGCGCAAGUGAUGACCUGGUUUGGGUUCAAGAUGACCAUGGUCAUGGACAUUUGGAGGAAGUGGAAGACGUACGAGAACAAGGACGAGUUUACUGCCAAACGAAAGGCCCACAACAUUCGUUCUUUGGCCGUUGGGACAGACGAGUUCGUCGCCGCCGUCAAGGAGACAGUCGACAAUGAUGGAAGCCAGAGCUACGUCAAGAUCGCCGCUGACAUGGGCUGUCACAAGUCGACGAUCUGUCGAACGAUCAAAAAGGACAUAGUUACCCCUCCUACUGCAAGUCUCACGGCAUGCUCAUCACGAAUGCCUCCAAGGAGACGAGGAAGUUCAUAUCUAUCUAUCUAUCUAUCUAUUGGACUCAGGCUGUUCAUAUCUAUCUCUCAUAUUGUUUAUAUCUAUCUAUCUAUCUAUCUAUCUAUCUAUCUAUCUAUCUAUCUAAAUCUGUUUAUGUCUACGUAUCUGUCUAUCUAUUUAAAUCUGUUUUUAUCUGUCACAAUCUGCGCAUAUCUAUCUCUCAUUCGUAUCUAUCUAUUUAUCUAUCUAUCUAUCUAUCUAUCUAUCUAUCUAUCUAAAUCUGUUCAUAUCUAUCUAUCUAUCUAUCUAUCUAAAUCUGUUUUUAUCUGUCACAAUCUGUGCAUAUUUAUCUCUCAUUCGUAUCUAUCUAUCUAA
Messenger RNA from Acanthosepion pharaonis, 726 nucleotides. The record is from the annotation of a GenBank genome assembly. NCBI's taxonomy places the organism in Eukaryota, Metazoa, Mollusca, Cephalopoda, Sepiida, Sepiidae.